This is a messenger RNA of Owenia fusiformis, 1538 nucleotides long. The record is from the annotation of a GenBank genome assembly. NCBI's taxonomy places the organism in Eukaryota, Metazoa, Annelida, Polychaeta, Sabellida, Oweniidae.
CCUCGCUUUCUUCCUCGCUUCCUUCUUUCCUUGCUUCCUCGCUUCCUUCCUUCCUCACUUCCCUCCUUCCUUGCUUCCAUCCUUCCUCGCUUCCUUCUUUCCUCAUUCCCUGCUUCCUCGCUUCUUUCGUUUUUUCCUCGCGUCCUUCCUUUCUCGCUCCAUUCCUCUCUUGCUUCCUCGCUUCCAUCUUUCCUCCUUCCUUGCUUUCUCGCUUCCUUUUUUCCUUGUUCAUCGCUUCCUUCCUUCCUCACUUCCCUCCUUCCUUCCUUGCUUCUUUCCUUCCUCACUUCCUCCUUUCCUCCUUCCUUGUUUCCUCGUUUCCUUCAUUCUUUCCUCGUGUCCUUCAUUUCUCGCUUCAUUUCUUCCUUGCUUUCUUCCCUCCUUGCUUCCUUGCAUUCUCGCCUUCUUCCUUCCUUACUUACUUACUUCCUUGCUUUUUUCCCUUUCCUUGCGUCUUUGCUUGCUUCCUUCCUUCCUUGCUUCCUCGUUUCCUUCCUUCUUUGUUUCGUGGCUUCUUUUCUUCCUCACUUCCUUACUUCCUAGCUUCCCUGCUCAAUUCUUUACUCGCAUCGUUCCUUCCUUGCUCCCUCGGUUCCUUCCUUCCUUUUUCCUCAGUUGCUUCCUUGCUUGCUUCCUCGCUUUCUUCUCUCCUCGCUUUCUCGUUUCCUUGCUUCCUUCCUUCCUUCAUUGCUUCUUUCCUCCCCUCCUUCCUUCCUUUUUUCCUUCCUUGCUUACUUAUAUUACUCCCACCUUCACUUCUUCGAUUUACUUCCUCCAUUCCUUCUUUACUUGCUUGCUAACUCAAUUACUUACUUCGUUGCUUGUUUACUUCCUCACGUCCUUGCUUGCUUUCUUGAUUACUUACAUUCUUUCAUAUGGCAGUGGAAAGACAAAUUUUGAUGAAAACCAGCAAACGAACAAACGAACGAGGAAAGAACGCACGGAUGGACAGAAGAACAGCCGAAAAAACAAUGAAUGAACAAACGGACGGAUAGGCGGCCAAAAGAACGCAUGAAGGAAAGAUAGAAGAAAACAGUUUACAAAAGAUCGAACCCACGCACGCAAGAACGUAGUUACAAACGAACGCACGAAUGAACGCACGCACGAACGAACACACAAACGAACGCAAAAAGAACGAACAGACGAACGCACGCAUGAAUGGACGGUUGAACGAAAGCACGCACGGACGAACGGACGGCUAGACGGACGAACCCACGAACGAAAGGGCAGUCAGACGAAAGCAAGCACAAACGGACGGUCAGACGAACGCAUGCGCACACAAACGGACGGACAAUCGCACGAACGGAUGCACGCACGAACGAACGAAUGGUCGGAUGAACGCACGCAUGAACGAACAGACCGUCGGACGAACCCACGCACGAACGAACGGUCGGUCGAAUGCACGCACGAAUGAACGGUCGGACAAAGAAACCAAUGAAAUAUAUGUGUCCUCAGAAGUAUAAUCCUUGGAAUAGUUAAUUAUCUAGAAUGUACAUUUAACUCCGAAAUGCACAAAGUCUAUUUACAUAUAAAAAUUU